GAUACACUGCAAAGAAGUCUCAAGUCAAUCAGGCGCAUGGGGGCUUUUUGAUGCUUCUGCAUUUUCAUGCAGCUUUGGUCUGCCAAGAAGCGUUACACCACUGUAGAACGGCAAUCCAACCGUAGUCUCAGAACUGCAAGUCGCCUCCCAAUGAGUUGAUCACUUUUCGAUCUUCUCCUUUCAAACGUAGAUGGUUGGAGAUUUUGCGCUGAAAGGAGUGUCACUCCAAGAAGGCGCAAGAUUCUGCUGAUUGGUUCUAUGGCGUCCGCUUGCAGGGCAACACCUCUGUCCAGCUCAAGAUGGAGUAGCAGAUUGACACAGGUCGAGUCGAAAACGGCAGAAUGCAGUCUGGUUUCAGCAUCCAAAGUACUGCCGUUUCCAGCUGCUAGACGUCUAUUCAAGCGUCCGUCUGUUACUCGAGAUGUGUCUGGUGUUGGAGAGCAGUCGUGGAAACGUCCUGAGCAAGGUUUCAAGACGCUCUCAUGCUCAAACUCGCGUUAUCUUGGGAGACCCCUUCAUAUAGCAGAUUCAGAACGGAAGGCAAAGCAGGUUCGCAGGCAGACACAUGGAGUGUUUAUGCGUCUGAAAGGGGAGCAUACUUUUACGGUUAAGGGAGACCUGCAGAAGGUGUUUGAGUAUGCCAGUGACUUUUCGAACAUCGAUGCGUGGGAUCCAGGAACACCCAGUGCUCACAAAGACUCGUCGCUCACAAGGCCGAAGCAGGCCCCACUGGGGGUGGGAACGCAGUUCAACUUGAGGACCGUCCUGCUUGGCUACGUGACUCCCACAGUAUAUGAGAUUCUUCAGUACGAGCCUCCUCGGUUUAUGAAGAUCUACGGCGUGUCCGAUUUCCACGACUCUUACGACAGCCUGUGGUUUCAAAGGGACGAUCGAGACCCCAGCCUCGUGCGAGUGACGUACGUCUCCGAGAUCCAGCUGACUGGAUGGUACAGGUACUUCGAAGCCGUGAUGAGCUGGUUAUUACUUCGGCUUUUCAAAGAUGCAGUACGAGGGUUAGAGAAGAAAAUGAAGUCCUUGGAGUCAGAGCUCCAGCCAACGGUUGCAAGCGCAAGAUAGUGCGGUAGGAACCUUAUUAAAGGCAACUGUUGCGUUACAAACUGUGAACGGUGGGAAUGAUAAUUAGUGUUUCGACUUGAAUAGCGUGGACGUAUCAAACUAUGUACAGAACCAUCUCACUCAAUCUGCCGGAAUUGUUUUCCAGACUGAACUUACCGUUGGCAAUCUGGACACGAGGUCGAUUUUCAGCAAGUUGACUUGGUUGAUCAUUAAAAAGGCCGCGUAGCAUGAAUCCUAGAAGGUACACCGACUACUCCACGAGUCAGGUUCUUCAUAAACACUCUUCCCC
Klebsormidium nitens is the source of this 1366-nucleotide messenger RNA. The record is from the annotation of a GenBank genome assembly. Lineage: Eukaryota; Viridiplantae; Streptophyta; Klebsormidiophyceae; Klebsormidiales; Klebsormidiaceae.